Manis pentadactyla (Chinese pangolin) is the source of this 5868-nucleotide messenger RNA. It is a transcript of the gene DCBLD2, whose product is annotated as discoidin, CUB and LCCL domain containing 2. Bases 371 to 2707 code for a protein of 778 amino acids. The record is from RefSeq and is a predicted model, not a curated record. The transcript has 16 exons. Lineage: Eukaryota; Metazoa; Chordata; Mammalia; Pholidota; Manidae.
GAGAGGGAGCGCGAGGGAGCGGGCUGCCGGCCUGCCCGCCAGCGAGUCGGAGCCCGGGGUGUGCGCCGCGAGCCGCGGUUGGGUGAGGAACGCGGCGCGGGAGCGCGUCCCCCAGCGCCGCCACAGCCGCUCUCCACAGCUCGAGCACUCCGCGUCCUAUCCUCCCCUCCCUCGCGCACCGGACUGGAGCUUGGGGCGGGGAGCGGAGGGAAGGAUCGAAACAGGAGGCGAAGAGUGAGGGGUGGAGGGGGUCCCGGCGCGGGGCGUAGCGCGCCCAGCUUCUCGCUCUCCCGCCGCAGCCUCCGCCUCCUCGCCCGGUGCCUCGGCCCCGGGGCGCCCGCACUAUGCAGGCGGACUGCCGGCCGCCGCGAUGGCGAGCUGGGGGGUGGUGAGGGCUGGGCGCAGCCCUCCCCGUUCCCGAGUCCGGGCCGCGGCAGCCGCCCCCGCCCCGGCCGCGCUCCCCCUCUCCUGCUCCUGCCUACUCCCUCCCGGCUCAAACGCCUCCUCGUCCUUCCCCAUGCCUGUGUGCCUCCUGCUCUUACUCAUCCUGAUCCUGCUGCUCGAGGACGCCGGAGCCCAGCAAGGUGAUGGAUGUGGACAUACUGUACUAGGCCCUGAGAGUGGAACUCUUACGUCCAUAAACUACCCACAGACAUACCCCAACAGCACCGUUUGUGAAUGGGAAAUUCGUGUAAAGAUGGGAGAGAGAGUGCACAUCAAAUUUGGUGACUUUGACAUUGAAGAUUUUGAUUCUUGUCACUUUAAUUACUUGAGAAUUUAUAAUGGAAUUGGAGUUAGCAGAACUGAAAUAGGCAAAUACUGUGGUCUGGGGUUGCAGAUGAACCAUUCAAUCGAAUCAAAAAGCAAUGAAAUAACAGUCCUGUUCAUGAGUGGAAUCCAUGUUUCUGGACGAGGAUUUUUGGCCUCAUACUCGAUUAUAAAUAAACAAGAUCUAAUUACUUGUUUAGACACUGCAUCUAGUUUUUUGGAACCUGAGUUCAGUAAGUACUGCCCAGCUGGCUGUCUGCUUCCUUUUGCUGAGAUAUCUGGAACAAUCCCUCAUGGAUAUAGAGAUUCCUCACCACUGUGCCUGGCCGGUGUGCAUGCAGGAGUAGUGUCAAACAUUUUGGGCGGCCAAAUCAGUGUUGUAAUUAGCAAAGGCAUCCCGUACUAUGAAAGUUCUUUGGCUAACAAUGUCACGUCUGUGGUGGGACAUUUAUCUACAAGUCUUUUUACAUUUAAGACAAGUGGUUGUUAUGGAACCCUGGGGAUGGAAUCUGGUGUGAUUGCUGAUCCUCAGAUAACGGCAUCCUCGGUGCUGGAGUGGACUGACCACGCAGGGCAAGAGAAUAGCUGGAAACCUGAAAAGGCCAGGCUGAGGAAACCUGGGCCGCCUUGGGCUGCUUUUGCCACUGAUGAAUAUCAGUGGUUACAAAUAGAUCUGAAUAAGGAAAAGAAGAUAACAGGCAUUGUAACCACCGGCUCCACUAUGGUGGAGCACAAUUACUAUGUGUCAGCCUACAGGAUUCUAUACAGUGACGAUGGGCAAAGAUGGACUGUAUACAGAGAGCCUGGUGUGGAACAGGAUAAGAUAUUUCAAGGAAACAAAGAUUAUCACCAGGAUGUGCGUAAUAACUUUUUGCCACCAAUUAUUGCACGUUUUAUUAGAGUGAAUCCUACCCAAUGGCAGCAGAAAAUUGCCAUGAAACUGGAACUGCUUGGAUGUCAGUUUAUUCCUAAAGGUCGUCUUCCAAAACUUACUCAACCUCCACCUCCUCGGAACAGCAAUGACCUCAAAAAUACAACAGCCCCUCCAAAAAUAGCCAAAGGUCGAUCCCCAAAAUUUACACAACCACUGCAACCUCGCAGUAGCAACGAAUUUCCUACACAGACAGAACAAACAACUACCCCUCCUGAUAUCAAAAAUACUACGGUAACUCCAAAUGUAACCAAAGAUAUGGCCCUGGCUGCCGUCCUUGUGCCCGUGCUGGUCAUGGUCCUUGCCACUCUUGCACUCAUGUCAGUGUGUGCCUGGCAUUGGAGAAACAGAAAGAAAAAAACUGAAGGCACUUACGACUUACCUUACUGGGACCGGGCAGGUUGGUGGAAAGGAAUGAAGCAGUUUCUCCCUGCCAAGUCGGUGGAGCAUGAGGAAACCCCAGUGCGCUACAGCACUAGUGAAGUUAAUCACUUGAGUGCAAGAGAAGUCACCACAGUGCUGCAGACAGACUCCGCAGAGUACGCACAACCUCUGGUGGGAGGAAUUGUCGGCACACUUCAUCAGAGAUCUACCUUUAAACCGGAAGAAGGAAAAGAAGCAGGCUAUGCUGACCUAGAUCCUUACAGCUCCCCAGGGCAAGAAGUUUACCAUGCCUAUGCUGAACCACUGCCCAUCACGGGGCCCGAGUAUGCAACCCCGAUCGUCGUGGAUAUGUCGGGGCACCCCAUGGCUGCCAUUGGUGUACCCUCAACAUCCACUUUCAAAACUGCAGGGAACCAACUUCCCCCUGUAGUGGGAACAUACAACACUCUCCUCUCCAGGACUGCCAGCUGCUCCUCAGCCAGGGCCCAGUAUGACACCCCAAAAGGGGGGAAGCCAGGCCCGAGUGCCCCAGAGGAGAUGGUGUACCAGGUGCCACAGAGCACCCAGGAGGUCUCAGGAGCAGGGAGGGAUGGCGAGUGUGAUGUUUUUAAAGAAAUCCUUUGAAGGUGAUGCUGCUUUUUUACAAAGCACCGUUUUAAAGCACAUGGCCUUUUUUUUUUUUUGUAUUAGUGGUAGUAAUAUAUAGAAUGUAUUACAUAUCUGUCACACAUGUGGUUGGGGAAAUGUGAUGACCGAGGUACAGGGAACUACUUGUUUUAAAGGUGUUGUUAUGGCACAGUACUGCUUACCUUUCAAACAUCCUGUUUGUUACUACUGUAAAACACUAUUUUUAAUACAGAAAAAGCUCCCUACUAUGCACUUCAAAGAUAUUAAGAGUCACUGAGAGUAUUUAUUACCAAUGCUGCAGGUACAUUGAUGAGCUCGAGAUGGCUCUGUAAGCCCGAUGGGCAAUAACGCAUGGUACUGUUGAAAUGUCUAAUGGCUUGAAAUUCUGCUCUCUGUGAAAGGUGGGUACUAUCAUGAUUGCUUUCUCUCCUUUUCCUGUAUUUUCUGGAUUUUAUUUUCCCCUGAAAAUAGUGAUAUGAUCAUUGUUUUGAUUGCAGUCAAACACUUACCAAUCUUCUCUAGGAGGAUCUGUAGCUGGGAAACUGACCUGUAAUGAGCAGGGUAUUGAUUUUUUCACUUUCUGACACUCUUCAGAGCAUUAACACUUGACGGUACGUGACCUGGUCUCACACCUGCUGGCCCUGCCUUGGGUCCCUGCUGGCCAGCCCCAUUCUUGUGUUCGUGAAAUGUUUUGAGUUUUUUCCAUGGGUGAAGCUUGCUUUAUCAGCCUCAUGAAUUCAGUUCCUCCGGUGUCUUUAUACUCUUCUUUGUAGGAACAGGAACAACUUGACAUUUUUUAGAACCUGUAGGAGCUUCUCUCCCUCUGCCCCCACCCCCCACUACCAACUUUAUUUGCAGUGGGAUUUUCCUAGGAGAGUUGUGAGAAGUUGAAGGCUUCUAAGUGAACAUUGUAAAAACACUGCCCACUUAUAUUUCACACAGUAAAAGGCAAAAGCAAUCCUCAGAAGUCAUACAAGUUACCUUCAAAAAAAAAGGGAAACCAGCCCUCUUUGUUUUCUUUGAACCUCAGUGUAUUUUAUUUUUAAUUUUUUUAAAUUUCAGUUUUCCAUAAGAAACACAAACCCCACAUGUAUUCUUCACCUCUGUGUGGUGGGAGGCGUGAAUGUCCUUUAUAGCAUGCCAGGAGAACAGCUGUUAUAGCAUCCUAGCUAGUAAGUAGUGCUGUGUUUUUGAUACCUCUGGGCAACUUGUCAUCAUUUACCCAGAACUAGUUUUAGAUCAGCAAAAUAAAAAUUAUCUGCAAUAAUAUUAGCCUAUGGUAUAAGAACCAAUUUUAAAAGUCUUUACACUAGCAAGACGAUAUGAGAAGCUGACCAUACAAUUAAAACAUAAAUUGACGUCCAUAAACCUCAGUUUGCAGACUUAAUAUUGUACUUUCCCAUCAGGUUCUAGCCAUUUCUUUCGGCCUGUAGCACCGGAUUAUGAUGAUGCCACAAUUUGCUAAAUUUGAAUAAAGAUGAACAGUGUUCAUCUUGCUUCCAUGGGUCUAUCAGUAUUCUAAAACAUUGCUUCAAAAAUGGAAUUAUUUCUAUAGCCUUCCUGCCCUCUAGUUGUGUAAAAGUGUGUUGGUCUUAUUUUCAUUUGAUUUUCCUUUUCCAGACAGACCUUGAGGCAUAAUUUUAUUCAUUGAGAAAUCAAAACAUAUUUUGUUUCAAAAUAUUUGAAACAAAAAGCACAGAUGUUGAAUUUUUUGUUAGAACAUAUAUGAAUGUGUGAAGCACAUGUAUUAAUGCAGUCAUCCCCUUUGAGGUGGGAAGAGUAAACCAAUUAUUUUUUAUUCAUCUUUAGUACACAGAAAAUAUACUUUUUCUCAAAUCAUAUGCCUGUUCAAAGCUUUAAGAGAAAUGUUUGUAGUAACACAUCAUUUUCCCAAAGAUGCUUGCUCUUUUUGUAAUUGUGUUUUGCCCAUUGAGUUUUUUUUGAGAAGCAAAUGUUUUCUCAAAUGUGUAUUUUAAGACUUGAUUCAUCUUGCCACUGUGCUGUCCUUAAACUACCAAUGAUUUUUUUAAAUACCUAGUUUUUACUAUUUUAUUUUCCAAGUGAAGAGCUGAGCCUGAUACAAAGGAUUGGUCUGUUUUUGUACUUUUUCAUAUUAGAGUGUUGGUUUUGGGUUUUUUUUUUAACUAUAUGUUUAUAUGUCUGAUAUAUAUAUACAGCUUUGGAGACAAUCAAGUAAAAACUGAAAAUGUGAAAGUAACCAUUUUUUUUUUUUUUACAAAAUUCCCUUGAAUUUUUAUUCUUUGCUAAAGUCACUGUAGUUUAUUGGAUUAAAUUUUUUCAUGUUACUACAGUUAUAAAAAUAGAAUCAGACAGUGGUACAGCAAGUGUGGCCCCUACAGGUUUCAUAAAGUUACACUAACGCUACUGUUACUUGAUCUUAGGAACCAGCACAGUUAAAAGAUAUUGUGAAUGCUGAUUUAUAUUUUAUUAAAAGCUGUAAAUCUAAAGAAAUCGUAUCAUAUGUACAGGUUAUAAUCCAGCUAUUUACGUCUAUGUUUCACUAUUUGCACUUUGCAUUGAACAAUGGGUUUAUUCGCUGAUGAAAUGGUGUUCGAGUAGAAAAUUUAUACAGGAAUUGAAAUUAUGACAUGAUGUAUGUACUUGCCCUCUCCCUCAGGAGGGAGCAGAAAAUGAGCUCAUCUGACUAUGAAUGUGGCCAUAACUCUGUAAAGAGUUAAAGCUUGAACUUCUUGGCUCCACAUUGUCACUUGGGAGCAAGAGGGCCAUAGCAACACCAUGUCAGACGAUACAGUUAGAGAGAAUAGAUUGUAUGGGACAGGAAAACUUUUCAAGCCUUAGGAGAAAUCAGCUAAGUUAUGCCUUUCAAAGGUUCUGAACUUGAAGUCCCUAAACUGUAAAAUGUAAAGAGUUGGAUGGUUAUUAAAAUACUUUACAGGUCAGCUGUGGCACCAAUUCUCAUUUACUCCAACUUGUGGCUAGUUUCUUCUUCAUCUCCUCCUUUUUUUGGCACUGGGACAGGUGGAAACAAAAUGGCUUAAGUGUCAGUGUUAUUCUCCUAGAAUGUAAUUUUCUUACCUCGGCAUGUACUGUAGUCACUCAGUAUUUGUAUAUGUUGCUAGAAUUUAGGGUAUAAAUAGUAAAAUUUUAAUGUGUUCAUAAUAAAUUGUAUAUAUGUG